AUCGGGUGGAUAAUCAAGUCUAAAUUCAGAACAUCUGAUUUUCAAAAUAUCUAUCUAAAUUAAUUUAAAAAUUAUCUCAAAAUGAGGUAUAUCUUAGGAGCCUCUUUCGUAGGACUAUUAACUACAGUAGCAACAAUACUAACUUUAUAUCAUGUCUUCACGGGAAAAGGUGAACAAAUCAGCGUUGGUUGGUUUUUAGAAAAUACUACCCCUCAUAUGUGGGCUCUUCUAGGAAUAUCUCUAUCUGUAGCUCUAUCAGUUGUAGGCGCUGCAACUGGAAUCCACACAACAGGUACAAGCAUCAUUGGUGGAGGUGUAAAAGCACCUCGAAUUAAAACAAAGAAUUUAAUUUCUGUUAUUUUCUGCGAAGCUGUAGCUAUUUAUGGACUUAUUACUGCUAUCGUUCUAUCUGGAUAUCUAGAGGACUUCUCUUGGGAUGUAGUGUGGUCUAAUCCAGCUUUAAAAGGAAAAAAUUGGGCAGGAGGAUACCUUAUGUUUGGUGCAGGUUUGACAGUUGGAUUUGUCAAUUUGUUUUGUGGCAUGUGUGUUGGAAUUGUAGGAUCUGGUGCUGCCUUAGCUGAUGCUGCAAAUGGCUCUCUUUUCGUCAAAAUUCUAGUUAUAGAAAUCUUUGGUAGUGCUAUUGGAUUAUUUGGACUUAUUGUGGGCAUUUAUACAGUUUCAAAAGUACAGAUGGGAGAAAAAAUCCACUAAAAGAGCCAGUAUUAUUAGGAAGUAAAAGGUAUAUGUAUAUACACACUGGAUGAGCAAAUCAGCAGAGUAAACAUUCAAUUUAAUGAAAGCAUCUUAAUGAGUUCAUUUUAGAUUAUUGAUAUUGUUUUUAGUGAUUAUAUAAUAAAUAUCUUUUCUUAUGUAAAUAUAAAGAAUUGUUGUUAAACCUACGAAAUUAUUACCCUCUAUUACUUAUGUUAUAUUUAAUAAAUUCAUUGUAUAGAAAAUUUUCAUUCCAUAAACUGUUAAAACCAAUAAAUUUUAUGUAAUUUUUAAUGUAUUGUUUUAAAUUUACUGUCUUAUCUUUUAAUAGAU
Psylliodes chrysocephalus is the source of this 1044-nucleotide messenger RNA. Lineage: Eukaryota; Metazoa; Arthropoda; Insecta; Coleoptera; Chrysomelidae. The record is from the annotation of a GenBank genome assembly.